Fusarium venenatum is the source of this 1836-nucleotide messenger RNA. RefSeq lists its product as uncharacterized. The record is from RefSeq and is a predicted model, not a curated record. Lineage: Eukaryota; Fungi; Ascomycota; Sordariomycetes; Hypocreales; Nectriaceae.
AUGGCUAAAAGUAAUGGCUUCAUCGGUUUUUUCUCUUCUGACUACAACACUUUUAUUUCUCUCGUUUUUACUACGCCCAUUGCUACAACGUUAUUAUGUCUUUCCCUCAACGAGACGCUCUUCUCCGGAGCUUUCCUCAAUUUUGUCAACGACAACCGUCCUUCAGUCCAAUUCGCCGUUCAGAUCAUGGCCAACCUUAUGUCUGCUCUACAGAUAGUUGUUAUCUGUAGGGUUAUCAACCUUGGUGUUCGGAGACGCCUCAAGACUAAGAGUAUGAGUCUUGAUCAGAUGCGAGCGUGGAUGGACGCCAUGAUACCACGUAUCAACUGGGAUUUGCCCUUUGUAUACAUCUUUCUUUUGGGUCUCUUGGUCUCGGUUUCUAUGGUGCUCAGCGCUAUCUGGGCUGCUGCCAUGACACCUGUCGAGACCUUUGAGCACAUCCAAGGCACUGUCCAGAUUCCAAGCUGGGAUAAUAUCACCCAUAUUAAGGAAUAUCCUUCGGAAGUUGGCUCAGUAGGACCUACCAAGCAUACUGCCCUUGGCAAGUUCACAUACUCAGUGGGGAUCCAAAUGCUGGGCAGUCUCCUCGCUUCUGCUGCUUCAGCAUCACCCAUCCACAACUCAACACGCAACCAUGAGAAGCUAGAUCAAACAGGCUACAACUACGUUGGUCGAUCAUACGGCGUUGGCUCCUCUCCAGGCCUAGGCGAAGUUCACUUUCAAACCGGGCGUAGUGUGCUCGGAUGGGAAUACCAGGAAGUAGGAUACCGCGCCAAAGUCAACUGCAUCUACAACGCAUCUACCGACUUCAAUCUCUAUCAGGAGGACUCUGUUAUACGUUGGGCUGCACAUGGAGAACUUCCUGAUAGCGACGACGGAUAUGAACACUCCACUUACGUCGGCUUCGGUGAUGGAAAUGCUGUUGUUGCCAUUGGGGUUGCGCACUUCAAGGACAAAGAUGCAAUAGUCGCUCCUGAGAGAAAGUACAUCGGCUUCGCGGCGGGAGGCUUCUAUAAGUUCCUGAACACGACGCAAUGUGAAGUUGACUUUGAGCCUACGCGGUUCAACGUUACGGUCAGCAGUCGAGGCAAGAACAUUACCGUUGUACCAACAAACGACACCAAAGUUCGCGAUAUGGAUCCGACUCGUUGGAUAAAAGGCACUGUCCUUCGUCAGUUCGAGUUGAUUGCAAACGAUGAGACAAACCUGUAUGUAUCAACCGUUGGUACAGCUUUUAACGCCUCCAUCACCGACCAUCGUCUUCGUCUUGAGAUGAACAACACACUCACUUCAAGAACAUCCACAAACGUCACUCUUGAAGGCGUCGAAAACGCCAUCACGGCCAUGGUAGACGAUAUGUUGGUAGCAUAUGCCUCGGCGCAAUUCAUGGUCGGAGAGUUCCAAGACGAAGUACCAGGCUCCAUCCGAGUCACAGCCGUCAUCAUUGGCGAAAAGAAAUUUGCCAUAGCCGCAUUUGCGCUAAACAUGGCCGUUGUAGCGCUCUUUCUACUUGAGGCUAUUCGGACAAGAGGCUGGAAGGGAAUAACCGAGUUUGAUCCUUCAGAUAUUCGCCAUGUGAUGAUCGCUGCGUCUGAAGGCGGUGCAAAUCUCGCACAGGUGGGAUUUGCCAACAGAGAUAAGUUGGGUAAAAUUAAUGUGAGGGUGGGUGAGACUGGGGCUGGCAGGUUUACGCUGGCCAUUGAUGGGGAGGUAUCACCCUCUGUCAAGUAUGAGAGUAUGAGGGGAGCUAAUGGUGGUAAUGAUUCCGAUGUUGAAAGGUAUAAAGCGUCUGUGGCUGAGACUAUCAGUACCAGAUCCCGAGAAAGGAGUCCAUGA